This is a messenger RNA of Cuscuta epithymum, 3759 nucleotides long. The record is from the annotation of a GenBank genome assembly. NCBI's taxonomy places the organism in Eukaryota, Viridiplantae, Streptophyta, Magnoliopsida, Solanales, Convolvulaceae.
CUCCCAUCAUCCAAUCCUAAUGCAAGAGUCUCACAAUAAUAAAAUUAAUCAACAGAAAAAUAAGCAGUCUGAUCAUGAAAAAUAAAUCACAAGCAAACAGUAAAAUUAAAAAGAUGCUUCCAAACCAUAGACUCUCCUGCACUCCACGAUGGCGGUUCAGGAGGGGGAUGAUCCAGCCGUACUGUAACUUCUUCCUCAUAUUGCCUCUUCUUCAUCAUGUUCUCUACCAAGCCUCCUUUGUAGCCACCUAACACAGAUGACCUUGAAUCUAGAUCUGUUCCAGCAUCUAGCCCCACACUUCGUCCAUGAUCUUUGGCCACCGGAGACCAAACAUCCAUCUUUCGUCCCUGCACAACCUUUGGCCGCCUGAGACCAAACACCCUCUUCCAUCCGCUUAAUCUCGCCAUAGCAAAAGAAGAAAAAUCGCCGCACAAUUGAUGGCGGAAGAAGAAACCCUGUACGCCUAUGCCCGCCUACGGCAGCCGCUCCUUGUUAAAAACGAUAGCGGAGGAAAAAACUCUAGCGAUGGAAACCCACCCUAGAGAGAGAAAGAGCCGAAGCUUUUCUGUAUGCUGAUUAUUUAUUAUUUGUAAGUUUUCUUAUAAAAAUACUUAAUUACUCUUAUUUCUUUUACAUUUUAUUUUCUCUCUCAUAUUUUUAUAUUCUAUUUUCCACGUUUUUUUAUUCAGUACUUCAAUUAUUUUUCCUUACAUAAUCUUCCAAAACGUAGUAUUUUCCCUGUCCUGGAAUUAUCAUCAAACUUUCUUUUUUCGUUCCCUCCAAAAUUAUCUUUUUUUAUUUGACAAAAAAAAUGUGGUUUAUAUCAUUUUUUACAUUCCCUUUUUUGCACAAUUCCUUACCAUACAAUACUAUUUAUCUUAAUCUUGUUCCAUUUGUAUUUCAAGAGAUAAAUAAUUAAAUAUAGAAUGGAAGAAGUACUAACAAUUUUUAAAAUAGGGGGGAUAUAUAGGGUUUCGAAGGGAUUAAAAAUACUACGUAUUUAAGCAUUUUUAAAAUGAAAAAUGCUUGGUGUAUACAAAAUGUGUACACUUUCUGUGUACACUUUUCUGUCCUUCGCAAAGAAGUUGUCUUUCACAAACAACUCAAUGACAGACAACUUGAUGAGUUGUCUGUGACAACAACUUGUCUGCGAAAUACAAAAGGUGUACACAUAUAGCAAAACUAGUUGACGGAAGUAGGUCUGGGAUCGGUUCGGUUCCUAGGCAAAAUAUGUGGAACCGUUUGAAAAUAUGAAAUUUUACUAACGGUUCGGUUCUUAUAAACUAUUUUAUAGACACGAUAAGGAACCGAACCGUUCUUAACGGUUCGGUUCUUGUCAUUUAACGGUUCCUAGUCUUUAAAAUAAUUCUUACAAAUCACGGGUAAAUUUUUGCCAAAACGACAUUCAACGUUUGAAAUUACAAUACAAAUAUAUUGAACCGGUUAAAGAGAAUAAUAAUUUUAAAUAGUUUGGACCUUCCGAGUUCCGACCCGCUGGAGUUUGGACUGAAUGAGAGGCCUAAGAAGUCUAGGAGUAUCGGUUGAAGUGAAUAUAAUAGUUAAAAAACUAAACUAAAAUAAUGAAUGUUAUAUAAAAAUAAAUAAGUAAAUAUACAUUAAAAUAUAUAUACUCAUAAGAAAUAUAUAUAAUUUUAAUUAUUAUGUAUAACGGUUCCUUAACGGUUCCUGGUAUAUUUUUUUUUCAAGAACCGAGAAUCGAACCGUUAAUAAGAAAUAGGAACCGAAUCGUUAAUAAAUAAAUAAUAAAUGUUGGAACCGAACCGAACCGGAUCAUAAUGAUUCGGUCCGGUUCGAUUCUCCAGUUCUUGGUUCCAAAGUCCCGGUCCUAGACGGAAGUGAUGGAACAUUUGAUUUUUGCAUUCCUGAACUCGACUCAAUGAUGCGUGCAGACAGAGACAGAGAGACACACUUUCGCCGCCCUUUCAAUCACCACUACUGUUUCUUCCCCACAACAAAGCGUAAACUUAACGUCUGCCCAUUCUCACCCACUCCCAAAUCCCUUCCAUCAUAUCCAUCUUUCUUCAUCCAUUUUUCUUACUCUGUUUCUAUUCCUGCUCAUACAACAAACAAAGAAAAAACCCUUCGCUGCGGGAUUAUUUAAUUUGUAAAUUAGAAUCAAAGCAAUGAGAGAAAGGGGGAAAUCUGUGGAGAUUAAUGCCGCCUCUUCCUGCCGAAAUAACAUCUCAGAGUUCGACUUCUAUGCUUCUCCCGAAAUUGCAUGCAAGAUACACCCUUCAGCUUCGUCUAUUGGAAUCUGCCCUCACUGCCUGAAAGACAGGCUUUUGAAUCUGGUCUGCUCGGAUUGCGGAGAACAUCGACUCUCUUCGUGUUCUUGCUCUGAUAUUUCGGCUCCCCGGAUCUCAUUCCUGAUGGAGAAUGAGAUCGGUCUGGAUCAGUGGAAGGCGCCAGCGAAGGGGAAGAGGGAUAAAACAGAGGAAGUGUCCGUUCUUCGCCGGAGCAGCAGCAACUGUGCUGAGAUCAAGAAAAGCAGCAAUGGGUUCCGGAAGAUCAAGAGGCUGUUCGGAAACAUGAAAAGAAGGGAGAAGAGUUGCUCAGACAACGAUCACCAGGCGUUCGACGAAAUGCGCGUGUCAAGGUCAAGGUCUGUUUGCAGCUUGAGAGACGAUGGGUGGUCGGAUCAGUAUAGAUUCUCCAGCGCAAAGAUUUCAGAUGUCACGGGUGGGUUUUUGUUUGAUUCCGAGGAGGCAAGGAAGAGCGGGUUUAGAGGUGAUCGCCCUGAGAACACGGGAAGCUUCCCGUAUCCCCGAAGUGUCUUCCCUGCAAAAGAGAGCGAUUCUUUCACUAGUUCCAUGGCUGAUGAAUCAGCAGCAUCCUUCAUCGACAUAAAGCUCGACCUUUCUUCAUCACUAAGGAGGCUAGGCAAUUUAUCAUCAGACCGUGACUCCUCUUCUGCUGGUAACAGAAUGGCAUUUGGUUCCUGCAGAUUUACAGGGAGGGGAAAUUCAUCCGAUGAAGGAGUCAAGAGAAGUUGGAAAAGGAGCAGUUUUUGGGAAUGGAUUUCCUGGCAAAGAAGCUCUGGUAGGAAAAUCAAUGGAAAGUGAAAGAAGAUGAGAAAAAACGGAAUCUUUGAAAUCUUUUUGAGAACCAUCCAUCAAAGAACACAAAAUGGUUGCUUGUAGUGAAUGGUUUCCCACUCUCAGAUCUGGAUGGUCUCAUCUAUCUUUACUGUGAUUGAACCAAACACUUUCUCCUUGUCCCUUAUAUCUUUAUGCCUUCUUUAGUUAAACUACUUGCCUAGAAAGUGCUUGAACACACGCACAACUUUUUGUUAGAAAGUGUUUACAUACUACUGAAGUAUGUACUGAGUGCUUUUUCAGAAUCUUGAACUACAAAGGCUUUUACUAGUCGUAUUAGUGACAAAGUAAUACUCCAGAAACCUUCCCCUUCUUGUCAAGGCGAGUUUGGUAUUAAUGUUAUAAACUUAUAACUUCGCAUGUAAUAUGGCGAUGGCUUGUGAAUAAAAAGUGAUAAGUAGGUAAUGGGAAAUCAAAAAUGCUAAAGGUACUCUAAUUUGUAUCCCCACCUUAUUUUUGUGUCUCACAAAAGCAGCUCAUUAAAGUAGAGCAAUUCAUUUAUUGAAGUGGGCUUUUGUGAACCACAAAAAUAUGUUGAGGUAUAAAUUGGGGUACAAAAUGGGGUACCUAUAGCAGGGUUGAUGGGAAAUAGUUUUGGGAUUUUAUGAUGUGAUAUGAAUGUAGAAUUUUAUGGUGUUGAAUC